AUGGACGGCAGGUACGCGCGGCCUGCGGUGAUCGGCGCGGUGUUGGCCCGCUGCCGCGCCCUGCCGGGGCCCGGCCUGCAUCACGUCAUCACUCACGAUUGUGAAGAAGGAAACGGCAAGGAAGAAAAAUUUUCACCCAUCCCUCCUUCUGAAGACCAAAUUCCCACCACUGCUAAGGAAGUUGAACCAAUUCAUCCUGACCAAAAAUUGGAUGAAAAACUCACUCAAGAUACUGCGAUGGAUGUCAAGAUGGAAGCCAUGGAUGUGGAUGAAGUGAAGAAUCUAACGCACGAUUCCACCCAAGAAAAUUACAACAAAAACGUUGAUGAAAAAACUGUUGUUCCCGCGGUUGUCUGCAACGCUGGGGUUGUUAAACUCCUCAGAUUCCGGCCUCUUGUUUGCUCAUCUACUGGAAUUUGUGGUAGAAAAAACGUAGAAAUCGGGGAUAUAUUCAUUCCCAAAGAUGGAAAUUGCAAAAAAUCUAGGGAAAUUGAUGGAAAUUUAAAAAAUUCCGGCAAAAAAUCUACGGAAAUUAACGAAGAUUUCAAAAAUUUGCAAGAAGAGCGCAAGGAUUACCAAGGAUCAGCUGGAGGAGGUGAACGUGAUGGAGAAGUUACUGGUGGAGAUGGUGGAGGUCUGGUGGAGGCUGUAGCUCCUGGUGAAGAAGUUCUUAUGAUGGACACCGGCAGCGUAGCUUUGUCUGCUCGGCAGGACAUACGUAUCAGGCACGAGCUUUGCUGCAACGACUCCUUACGUCAGCUGCUGACUGUACACAGCCUGCCACACCAGCCUGCCUUUUGAGUCUGACUGUACACAGCCUGCCUUCUGAGUCUGACUGUACACAGCCUGCCUUCUGAACCUGAUUGUACACAACCUUCCUUCUGAGCCUGACUGUACACAACCUUCCUUCUGAGCCUGACUGUACACAGCCUGCCUUCUGAGCCUGACUGUACACAGCCUGCCUUCUGAGCCUGACUGUACACAGCAUGCCUUCUGAGUCUGACUGUACACAGCCUGCCUUCUGAGCCUGACUGUACACAGCCUGCCUUCUGAGCCUGACUGUACACAGCCUGCCUUCUGAGCCUGACUGUACACAACUGUGUAAACUGCUAUUGAGUACAGUCGUGUGCAGCUACGUUACAGUCACCAUGAAAUGUCAUCGCUGACAGUUUGCUCUAUCAUCUACACCCGAAAUUUCUUUACCGUUCCUUACUCAAAUUCUUUCAUUGUAUAAACGUCGUUUCAUUUGUUAAUUUUUCGUGUGUGUACAUACUUUUUUCUCCUAAUCUCAAUUUUUUCUAUCUUGAAUUUUCCACGCGUACGAACUUUUUUUUCUAGCGCUUUUCCCAGUAUUUUCUAGGUUUCAUUCGUCAAUCUAUUUGACAAACUCGUAUUUUCUCAUAGUUUUCACUUCAACUUG
This is a messenger RNA of Hyalella azteca, 1420 nucleotides long. RefSeq lists its product as uncharacterized. The coding region runs from base 1 to 801 and encodes 266 amino acids. The record is from RefSeq and is a predicted model, not a curated record. Lineage: Eukaryota; Metazoa; Arthropoda; Malacostraca; Amphipoda; Hyalellidae. The transcript is spliced from 3 exons.